Messenger RNA from Pectinophora gossypiella (pink bollworm), 1756 nucleotides. RefSeq names its product retinoid-inducible serine carboxypeptidase-like. The transcript has 9 exons. Gene Ontology annotation, molecular function: serine-type carboxypeptidase activity. Lineage: Eukaryota; Metazoa; Arthropoda; Insecta; Lepidoptera; Gelechiidae. Gene Ontology annotation, biological process: proteolysis. The record is from RefSeq and is a predicted model, not a curated record. The coding region runs from base 34 to 1329 and encodes 431 amino acids.
AUUUUAUAAGGGAUAGUCGUUGAUACAAGUAUAAUGUUGCUCUAUUUGUUUCUAGCUACAAUAUUAUCGGGCCAAUAUAUCAGUGGUCAAUUCGGGCCGUUCGAGCAGGACUUCGGUUACGUGACAGUGCGAGAUGGCGCACACAUGUUCUACUGGCUUUUCUACACGACAGCUGAGGUGGAAAAUUACACCGACAGACCCCUGAUAGUGUGGCUGCAAGGCGGUCCCGGCGGAUCCUCCACGGGCAUCGGUAACUUCGAUAUUAUGGGGCCUCUCGACUUGAAUCUGGAACCUAGGAACUAUACUUGGGUAAAGAAUUUCAACGUUAUGUAUCUGGACAACCCGGUGGGAAGUGGCUUCAGCUAUGUAGACGAUCCUAGUCAUUUAACCACCACCAACGACCAAAUCGCUCUGGACUUCGUAAGUCUGAUGAAAGGCUUCCUGGAGAAGCACCCGGAGUUCCAGGGUGUCCCGCUGUAUAUCUACGGACAGUCUUAUGGAGGAAAGAUGGCGGUGGACAUGGCUAUCCGACUGCGAGAGGCAGAGGAAGCGGGAGACAUCCAAUCAGACCUUCGUGGUAUAGCUAUGGGUAACGCCUGGAUAUCGCCAGUCGACGCCACGCUCACCUGGGGCCCACUACUCCUGGCCGCUGGACUCGUCGACGAAGCUGGUUAUGAAAGCAUUCAAGCCGCAGCAAGAGAAGCGGAGAGACUCUUCAAUGAUGGACAAUACCUCGCAUCCACUAACGCAUGGUCGGCUACGCAACGCGCGGUGUUCAGUGCGACAACUAAUGUCGACUUUUAUGAUAUCACCACUAAAAUGCCCGCCUGGCCAGAUACCAGAAGCGACGAUGCAAUGGAAAUAAUGCUUCGAGAUGGGAUUACGAGAGAACAGGAGCUGAGUCUGAACACUAUAAUGAACACACUGGUGAAGCCUGCUCUGAACAUCCCCGACCACGUGGUGUGGACGGCUUCAAACAACCAGGUGUUCACCACGCUCAAUGCGGACUUCAUGAAGCCUGUCACAGAUGGAAUUGAGAAGUUACUAAACGAAACGGACAUCAUCCUGACGAAAUACAAUGGAAACCUCGACCUUAUUUGCAGCACCCCAGGACAAAUGCUGUGGGUGGACCGGCUGAAGUGGGACGGGGCGGAGGCGUACAGGAACGCACCUCGGCUGCCCAUCUGGGAGGACGACCGUCUGGAGGGGUACUACAAGGCCUACGGAAAUUUCAGGUUCUUCUGGAUCAAUGUCGCUGGACAUAGUGUUCCAAGAGACAACCCAGCCGGAGCAAACGCUUUUCUACGAGAUAUGACUGGGUUUCCUUAGACACACUGUUCUCUUCUAAACUUAAUUACUUACAUAACAUAACAUAACAUAAACUGCCUAUAUACGUCCCACUGCUGGGCACAGGCCUCCCCUCAAUCAACCGGAGGGGGUAUGGAGCAUACUCCACCACGCUGCUCCACUGCGGGUUGAUGGAGGUGUUUUUACGGCUAAUAGCCGGGACCAACGGCUUAACGUGCCCUCCGAAACACGGAAUCAUCUUACUUUUUCGGACAAUCAGGUGAUUCAAGCCUGAAAAGUCCUUACCAAACAAAGGACAGUCUCACAAAGUGAUUUCGACAAUGCCCCCAUCGGGAAUCGAACCCGGACCUCCAGAUCGUGAGCCUAACGCUCUAACCACUAGACCACGGAGGCUGUUAAAUUACUUAUAUUUUAUUAUGAUAUAUUCAAUUAAACAAAGACUAUAAUC